AUGGCCUCCUUUCGUGGCAUGGUCGUUGUAAUUGCUGGGUCCGCCUCCGGUAUGGGCCUUGCCACAUCCAUGACACUGUUGUCCGAAGGAGCAAAAGUAGGGAUGUGUGACUUGAACGGGCCAGGCCUUGAGAAAAUAUUCAACAAUCUGGAACCGGAAGCCCAGAGCCGAGUUUUCAUCAAGGGAGUUGACGUUACCGACCGCUCAUCCGUUAAAGAGUUUCUGGGCGAAACCAAGUCGCGCUUCAAAAAGAUUGACGGAGUUGCCAAUUUUGCAGGCACCGGCGGCCACGAGCUCGGUACUGAAUCUGUCUGGGAAACAAGCAACGAGGAAUUCGACUUCAUCGUGAACCUCAACAUCAGGGGCGCAUUCAACGUCCUUGCGGAAGCGCUUAGACCUGGAGUUUUGGCACAUGGCGGAAGUUUUGUUCAUGUCGGAAGCAUGUUUUCACUUCAAGGCUUUCUCAGAGGUGCUGUUUUCGCUGCUUCCAAACACGCUUCACUAGGUAUGGUGAGGAGUGCGGCCAAGGAGGUUGGUGACAGGGCUAGAGUCAACCGGUGUCGGUGUCAUGACAUUACAGAGCCUACGAAAUUUUCAUGA
Molecule: messenger RNA, 600 nt
Organism: Colletotrichum truncatum
Lineage: Eukaryota; Fungi; Ascomycota; Sordariomycetes; Glomerellales; Glomerellaceae
Product: Levodione reductase 3
Source: RefSeq, a predicted model, not a curated record